CUCCCUGUCCCGCUGUCUGCGGCCGGCGGGCAGGCGACUCCUGUCCCGAGUGGAGGCGGCGGAACCGGAGCCGGGGGGAGGGGGCAGCGGCUGAUUGAAGGACCGCGGCGGCGUCCGCAGCUCCUCACCGCAGCACCCCCACUACAGGCUCGAGGAGCUUUCCGGAGCUUCCCACACUUCUGGGGAGAAGACUUCUUAGCCAGCUUGAUGUUUAAAAUUCAGCUGGAACCCUUAAAACUUCGAGCGUGGACGCUGAAUGGGUUUGUAAAGUUUCGAAACAAGGAGCCCAGCACCGGUCCAGUGGCUGUGAUGGGAAAAGAUUAUUACAAGAUUCUCGGAAUCCCAUCAGGGGCCAAUGAGGAUGAGAUCAAGAAAGCCUAUCGGAAAAUGGCCUUGAAAUACCACCCAGACAAGAACAAAGAACCCAACGCUGAGGAGAAGUUUAAGGAGAUUGCUGAGGCCUAUGACGUGCUGAGUGACCCUAAGAAACGGAGCCUGUAUGACCAGUAUGGGGAGGAAGGCCUCAAGACCGGCGGUGGCACGGCAGGUGGUUCCAGUGGCUCCUUUCACUACACCUUUCAUGGGGACCCUCAUGCCACCUUUGCUUCCUUCUUUGGUGGCUCCAACCCCUUCGAUAUCUUCUUUGCCAGCAGCCGCUCCACUCGGCCCUUCAGUGGCUUUGACCCAGAUGACAUGGAUGUGGAUGAAGAUGAGGACCCAUUUGGUGCCUUUGGCCGCUUUGGCUUCAAUGGGCUGAGUAGGGGUCCGAGGCGAGCCCCAGAACCACUAUACCCCCGACGCAAGGUGCAGGACCCCCCUGUGGUGCACGAGCUUCGGGUGUCCCUGGAGGAGAUCUACCACGGCUCUACUAAGCGCAUGAAGAUCACAAGACGGCGCCUCAACCCUGAUGGGCGAACUGUGCGCACUGAGGACAAAAUUCUGCACAUCGUCAUUAAGCGUGGCUGGAAGGAAGGUACCAAGAUCACCUUCCCCAGAGGCGAUGCCACACCUGACAACAUCCCAGCCGACAUUGUCUUCGUGCUCAAAGACAAGCCUCAUGCACACUUCCGCCGAGAUGGCACCAAUGUGCUCUACAGUGCACUGAUCAGCCUCAAGGAGGCGCUGUGUGGCUGCACUGUGAACAUUCCCACCAUUGAUGGCCGAGUGAUCCCUUUGCCCUGCAAUGAUGUAAUCAAGCCAGGCACCGUGAAGAGACUCCGUGGGGAGGGUCUCCCCUUCCCCAAGGUGCCCACUCAGCGGGGAGACCUCAUUGUUGAGUUCAAAGUUCGAUUCCCAGACAGAUUAACACCACAGACACGGCAGAUUCUUAAGCAGCACCUACCCUGCUCCUAGACUGCCCUGGCGAGUCUGGAGCCUACCACAGCAAUACCCCCACACACACCCCAUCUCAUGUGGACCUGGCUGGGUGUCCAUGGGACACUGGCACUUUUCUAAAAUGCAAAAAAGCCACUGAUUGUCAGGAAAAUGUUCCUGUCCCCAACCCCUUUCAGAGCUGGGCCGCUUUGGGGGAAUGGGAGGGAGGUGGGGAGAGCUAGCCCAGGCCAGGGGUCAAUUUUCUGUCACUAGCUUUGAAUCCAGUCCCUACUCCAGUGGCUGGAGAGUGACUUGAGUGCUACUUGAAGAUAUA
Messenger RNA from Phodopus roborovskii (desert hamster), 1648 nucleotides. RefSeq names its product dnaJ homolog subfamily B member 5-like. The record is from RefSeq and is a predicted model, not a curated record. Gene Ontology annotation, molecular function: protein-folding chaperone binding. Lineage: Eukaryota; Metazoa; Chordata; Mammalia; Rodentia; Cricetidae. Gene Ontology annotation, cellular component: cytosol. Gene Ontology annotation, biological process: negative regulation of transcription by RNA polymerase II.